ACACCAAUUACAAUUCUUUUUUUCCAAUAAAUAAAUAAAUAUAAUUUUCACUUAAAUUCUCUAAUUCUCUUUGAUUUUCUCUCAUACCUCUCACCAUGGCCGACAGAAUCUACCCUUCAGCUAAGCCCAACGCCAAUGGCUCCGCCGCCAACGCCACCACCACCGCCACCACCACCACCGCCAACCCAAACCCUUCUUUCCCAGCUACAAAGGCUCAACUUUACGGCGCCACACGCCCUGCCUACCGUCCUCAACCCCACCAUCGCCGUCGUUCUCACUCCCGAGGCUGUUGCUGCUCCUGCUGCCUCUGGUUCUCCCUCCUUAUCCUCCUUCUUAUCUUCCUCCUCGCCAUUGCCGGCGCCGUCGUUUAUCUCCUCUACCGUCCGCACCGUCCCACCUUCUCCGUCUCCUCCCUCAAACUCUUCUCUCAACUCACAUCCUCCUCCCCCACUUGCCACACAUCAACUUACGUCUCGCUACAACCCAAACAAGAGCUGCUCUACUUUUACGACCCCAUCACUAUAUCCCUCACCACCGACGAUAACAUCCCCGUCGGCCGGGGGACUUUCCCCUCCUUCGUCCAUCCCACUAAGAACACCACUCUGCUUAAAGCGGUCAUCACCAACGGCGAUCAACAACAGCUGGAUGAGCCGUCUGUUGCCAAGUUAAAAACGGAGUUGAAAAGAAAAGAUGGGCUGCCGUUGAAGAUAAAGCUGGAGACGAAGGUGAAAGCGAAGAUGGGAGUGUUGAAGACGCCAAAAGUUAGAGCUAGAAUUUCGUGCGAAGGAAUUAAAGCCAGUGUUCCUACCGGGAAGAGUUCAACCAUGGCGUCAACUUCUGAUGCGAAGUGUAAGGUUGAUUUGAGGAUCAAGAUUUGGAAAUGGACUUUCUGAUCACAUAACUAAUUACAGUGUGAUUAAUUCAUCUUCUUCUUUUUUUUUUUUGAAUUUCUCGUUUUUCAAUUUUUUUUUUUUGGAUUUAUUUUUCUGGUUAUAAUUAAUUAAUUACAUAUUUUUGUAAAUGGAAUUAAAGUUGUUUGUAAAAA
Messenger RNA from Carica papaya (papaya), 1045 nucleotides. RefSeq names its product Late embryogenesis abundant (LEA) hydroxyproline-rich glycoprotein family. The record is from RefSeq and is a predicted model, not a curated record. Gene Ontology annotation, biological process: defense response to other organism. Lineage: Eukaryota; Viridiplantae; Streptophyta; Magnoliopsida; Brassicales; Caricaceae. Gene Ontology annotation, cellular component: plasma membrane.